UGAACAAUACUAACUAAAUAAAUAAGUCUUAAUUAUUAUAUAUACACGAUUGCAAUAACAAUGAAGUUUGUGCUAAUAAUAACGCUCAGUUGUCUUGCUGUAUACGGCAACUGCAAAAUCAUUAAGGUGUGCAACGAUGACCAACUGUCCAGCGCUCUGUCAUCGGCAGCACCGGGCGAUACCAUACGCUUACACGACGGCAAUUACCAUGGUUCAUUUGAGACCAACAUAUCGGGCACAGCCUCGGCCCCAAUCAGACUCACCGGCUCUAAACAUGCGAUCAUAACAGGCAUUAAAUACGGCUUUUGGCUUAAGGCCGACCACUGGGUGCUAAUGGGCUUCACUGUUGCCGACUCUCAAAAAGGUAUAGUACUGGAGGGCGCGUCACAUAACCUCAUAGACAACGUUGAGGUCCAUAACAUUACGCAAGAGGGCAUACAUUUCCGGUGGGGCAGCACUGAUAAUACACUACAGCACUCGUACAUUCAUCACACCGGGAGGGGCACCACAAAGGAUCAGGGUUAUGGCGAGGGUGUCUAUAUUGGACAAGCGGUUAAUAAUUGGCAAAAUAGUCAGCCAGACAAGAGUGACCGCAAUAAAGUGCUCCACAACCGGAUCGGACCGGAAGUUACCGCCGAAUGUAUAGACAUCAAAGAGGGCUCGUGUUGUGGCCUAAUUAAUGGCAACCAUUUCGAUGGCCAUGGUGAAUCGGGACAAAACUAUGCCGAGUCCCACAUCGAUGUUAAGGGAGAUAACUAUACUAUUGAGGGCAAUAUCGGCACUCAUCCACUAAAACAUGGUUUUGAGCCGGUAUCGGUGGCUGCGGUAAUACUAUUAAAGGCAACCAUUGCCGUGAUUUACCAUCGGGUGGCCAAUGUGUGUUGUCUCGCCGUUUACGGCAACUGCAAGACCAUUGAGGUGUCCAACGCUGACCAACUGCACAGCGCACUGUCAUCGGCAGCCGCGGGCGAUACCAUACAUAUGCACGACGGGAAGUACCAUGGUUCAUUUGAGCCCACCAAAUCGGGCUCAGCCUCGGCCCCCAUCACACUCACCGGCUCUAAACAGGCCGUCAUCUCCGGCACUAAAUACGGCUUUUGGCUUAAAGGCAGUCAUUGGGUGCUAAAGGGCUUUACUGUUACCGACUCUCCAAAGGGUAUAGUACUGGAGGGCGCCUCACAUAACCUCAUAGACAACGUGGAGGUGCAUAACAUCAAGCAGGAGGGCGUCCACUUCCGGUACAACAGCGCUGAUAAUACAAUCCAGAACUCGUACAUUCAUCACACCGGGAGGGGUACCGAAACUGACAAGGGUUACGGCGAGGGUGUCUACCUCGGACAGGCGGUGAGCAAUUGGCAAGGUGGCAAACCAGACAAGAGUGACCGCAAUAAAGUGCUUAACAACCGGAUCGGACCGGAGGUGACCGCCGAGUCUAUCGACAUCAAAGAGGGCUCGUGUUGUGGUGAAAUACGGGGCAAUCAUUUUGAUGGCCAUGGUGAAUUAGGGCUACACUUUGCCGACUCACACAUCGAUGUUAAGGGAGAUAAGUAUGUUAUUGAAGGCAAUACCGGCACUCAUCCCAAGAAAAAUGGUUUCGAGAUUCACCACCAGGCCAAGGCCGGUGUCGGCGGCUGUGAGAAUACCAUUAAAGGCAAUACUUGCGGUGAUAUCCCGUCGGGUGGCAAAUGUGUGGUCAACUUUUCAAAGGACUGCAAAAACUAUGUCGAUAAUUAAAAAUGUUGUAUCAUUAUAAGCUAUUGUAUAAAAUAAAUGUGUAUUUAUAAUCUACUAAUUUGUAAUAAAUUAUAUUUGCAUAAAA
Messenger RNA from Medioppia subpectinata, 1819 nucleotides. The record is from the annotation of a GenBank genome assembly. Lineage: Eukaryota; Metazoa; Arthropoda; Arachnida; Sarcoptiformes; Oppiidae.